Molecule: messenger RNA, 633 nt
Organism: Cladocopium goreaui
Lineage: Eukaryota; Dinophyceae; Suessiales; Symbiodiniaceae
Source: the annotation of a GenBank genome assembly
AGCGUGCCGAGCUUUGGUUCGAGCCGCCACCCGUCCAUAUUGUAGUCGGUGCCACGCUAGCGCCGUUCGUCACUGUCCGCUGGGAUGAAUCUGCACUUCGAAACAUUGCUAGCAUGCACCUUCAACUGCUUUUCCUCCGUUGGGAUGCUCCUCUUCAACAAAUUUGCAGUGGAGGCUUUUCCUUUGGAAUGUUGUUUGGUUUGGCUGCAGCUUGCUUUUGCCGCUGGAUUCAUGCUGCUGUUCGCUUUCCCCUACAUCCACAUUGGUUCCUUAAAGGACUUGCUUAGAUGGUGCACAGUGGUGCCUUUCUACUGUGGCAUGUUGCUGACUUCAAUUCUGGCCCUGAAGCACGCCCCAAUGUCUCUGGUCAUCGUCAUGCGCAACGCCUCUCCCUUAGUGGCGCUCAUGAUGGAACGCUUCUAUCCGGAACCCAUCCGGAUCUCACGCGCCAUGGUGGCGGCCAUUGUGAUGAUGGUCUUAGGCGCUCUGAUGUAUGUGUCCAGGCUCUCUGGUAACCACUGGCAGGGAGUUGGAUGGGUCUUCCUGAACAGCGCCAUUGCAGUGGCGGAUCGGCUGCUGCAACGGUUGCUUUUGUCCAAGGAUCAGAAGUAUCAAAACCUGGUUUUGAGCUAG